AUGGUCGGCGUGGUCCGCUGCCUUCCAACCGAAGAGGUGGCGUUGAUGCAUAGUGUUGACCCUAAAAACACAUCAGCUUAUGUGGAUAUUGAAUUCACUGGUUUUGUUAGCUCAUGUGAACACGGUUAUGGGCGUAGUUCUCCUGAUCGACAGUUCAUAUAUGUAAAUCAAAGGCCUGUGGAUUAUUCUAAGAUUUGUCGAGUCAUCAAUGAAGUUUACCAACAGUACAACCGAUCUCAAUAUCCAACGCUAGUCUUAUACAUUACAGUACCUCCUGAAGAGAUUGACGUUAACGUCACUCCCGACAAGAGAAUGAUAUUUUUCGAACGAGAAAAAGAACUACUAGCUCUUAUUCGCUCUUCAUUUUUGGCAACCUUUCACCCUCUUCUGGGUUCCUACACAUCAGUCGCAAAUAAAAUCACCAGUAACGACAAUGAAAAAACGAUAAAUGCGGUCGCAUCUACACCCAAAUCCAGUGGGCCGCUAUCUGCCACCUCUGCAUUUGUCUCUCUGAUAAAAUCUAACUCUACGAAAGUAAACUCGCCGACUUAUACUCCUCCCCAACCGAAAAGGAGUAGAACAGAAGAUCACAAUAGUAGCUUGUCAACAGGCUUGAAGACCCUCGAAGCAUUUGCAUUCAAACCUUUGUCAAGAGAUGCCCUAGUUGAAGCAAUUAAAACACCAUCAACCAGUGGAAUUGCAUCAAACACAAUUGCUGCGCCUUCAAGUGCUAAUGAAGAAGAUGUUACGCCAUCAAAUUCCUUCAAAAACAACUUAAAUGAACUGGCGCAUCGUCAGCGGACGUUCAGUCCAUCUCUGACGAGAAAUCUAUCACGUGGAUUUGAAGCUGAUAUCGAGAAAGAUCUUGCUGUAAUGGAAAAGAUGGAGAAAACAAUGGACGAAGAGGAAUCCCCGACAAAUGGAGCGCAAGUGACGCCGAAUAGUGCUCAAGAGGUAGUUUCGCGAAAACGUCAGCUAUCUUCUCGAAAUCAUAAAAUCAUAACUGUGACGAAUAAUUUGAUUUUUCACUAAGU
Molecule: messenger RNA, 1034 nt
Organism: Strongylus vulgaris
Lineage: Eukaryota; Metazoa; Nematoda; Chromadorea; Rhabditida; Strongylidae
Source: the annotation of a GenBank genome assembly